Molecule: messenger RNA, 764 nt
Organism: Selaginella moellendorffii
Lineage: Eukaryota; Viridiplantae; Streptophyta; Lycopodiopsida; Selaginellales; Selaginellaceae
Product: cilia- and flagella-associated protein 20
Exons: 5
Coding region: 192-764 (190 amino acids)
Source: RefSeq, a predicted model, not a curated record
ACAUGGAGCUGGGCGGUUUAGUUACCGGCAAGCCUGCAAUGGCGGAGUGGAGGGGGAGCCACCGAUUUUGAUCCAUCCGUCGCCCUCGUAGCUCUCUCUUGAUCGCGAUCGAAGGCCGAUCGAAAUACUUUGGAGCCAGACCUAGGGCAGGAGCGAGCGAGCGAGCGCGGCGCUGAUUUGGGGGAGCGACAAUGUUUAGGAAUGCUUUCCAAUCCGGCUUCCUCUCCAUCCUCUACAGCAUUGGGAGAAAGCCUCUCAACAUAUGGAACGAAGAAGUGACGAAUGGCUACAUCAAGAGAUUGACUGACGAGGACAUCCAGUCGAGUGUUUUGGAGAUUCGCGGAACGAACGUGAGCACGAAUUUCAUCACUUGCCCCAAGGAACCAAAGACCACGCUCGGCAUCAAGCUGCCCUUCCUGGUGAUGAUCAUCAAGAACCUGCGCAAGUACUUCACGUUUGAGGUCCAAGUCCUCGACGACAAGAACGUCAAGCGCCGGUUCAAAGCCUCCAACUUUGAGUCGACAACACGCGUGAAGCCUUUCAUCUGUACCAUGCCAAUGAGGCUAGACGAGGGAUGGAACCAGAUCCAGUUCAACCUCUCCGACUUCACGAGGCGCGCUUACGGCACGAACUACGUCGAGACGCUGUGCGUCCAAGUUCACGCCAAUUGCCGCAUCCGGAGGAUCUACUUCUCCGAUCGCCUUUACUCCGAGGAGGAGCUGCCUGCUGAAUACAAGCUCUUCUUGCCAAUCCAGGUAACUUAA